This is a messenger RNA of Saprolegnia parasitica CBS 223.65, 1861 nucleotides long. Its product is annotated as TKL/LISK protein kinase. Lineage: Eukaryota; Oomycota; Saprolegniomycetes; Saprolegniales; Saprolegniaceae. Bases 48 to 1814 code for a protein of 588 amino acids. The record is from RefSeq and is a predicted model, not a curated record. The transcript has 3 exons. Gene Ontology annotation, molecular function: ATP binding; protein kinase activity. Gene Ontology annotation, biological process: protein phosphorylation.
CCGCCGUGAAACUGAUCGGCCACAACUUGGAGUUUGUAUAGCGACGCAUGCAGCGGACGACGGCGCCGGCGCCGACGACGCCCGACAACUCGAUCGCCGUCGGCUGGGCGAGCUGGGCGAGGUCGACCUCCACCGAGGUCGUCGCCUUCAAGACGCUCUGCGCAGGCGUGCCCAUCUCGCAGGCCUCGGACGCGAUGCGCGCGUGCUGCGGCACGGGCAACGCGACGAGCUGCGCGUGGUUUGCGCAGGCGCCCGGCCUCGACGCGUGGGGCGUCUACAAUGCGACCGCCUCAGCCGCGGCGACGCCAAUGGCCAACACGACCCUCUACAACGUCUCGGUGUGGACGAGUUGCGCGCAGAUCGCCACACUGCAACUGACCAAGCUACACAUCGACUUUGACGCAGCGGCGCCGCUGGACCACAUGCCCGACAGCUUGACGUUCCGAAGCAACCUCAUGGCCACCUUUCCCAUCAGUCUCUUUCGCAACUCGAUCUCGUCGACGUCGCCCGUCACUUACAUGUUUGAGAACAAUCGGUUCGAAGCGCCGAUACCAUCCUUGACGCCCAGCGUAUGCCUCAAUCUGAACGCCGCCAUCCAAAACAACCAAGUCGUGGGCACCCAGGGCGCUGCGAUCGUCUGCAACUGCUCGACGCCGACGCCGACGUGCAGCAUUCCCGAACCGACGCCCAAGCCAACGUCUGCACCGACGCUACCACCGACGACGACGACGCCGGCGCCGACACCCGCGCCCACCAGUGACAGCAAUAGCCGUAGCCACACAGGUCUCGUCAUCGGGGUCGUUCUUGGCGCUGCUGUGCUCAUCGCGCUCUGUGUUUUUGCUGUGCGACGACUGCAGCGGGCGCGGAAGACCCGCAAUGACCACACGAUACCGCUCGCAUCCGACGAGCACCUGAGCCCAGCGUCGGCGUCCGGGUCGCACUUUGGACUGACUGACUACAAACCGCAGAUAAGCCCUGGCAUUCGCCUCAGCCGCGUCGAAGAGCGCCGACCGCUCAGCCACCCGUCGCUCGGACCAGAUGAGCUACCCAAUGUGGCCGUUGAGUGCAUUGCACCGCUACCGUCGCGCCGACGCAUUUGGAGUGGCACGCUCGACGGGUUGCCGGUCGUCGUCCAGCGCCUUGGGUCGCCCUCGGACGACAAGCGGACGCGGUACAUUUCGUCGGUAAAAGAGCUCGCCGGCUGGCGUCACCCGCAUGUGCAGCGCGUGCUUUCGAUCGUGGCCAACACGACCGAGAACGGCGAAGUGUCGACUGUCGUCGAAGCGAUGCCCGGCGGGACGCUCGCCAACGUACUCGUCUCGCAGCCGCUCCUGUGGCCCGAGAAGCUCCGGCUCUGCUAUCAGAUCGCCGCCGGCCUCCAAUUCGCCCACGCGCACGCGGUCUGGCCGCGCGCCGUUUGCCUCACGAGCAGUCGCGUCCUCCUCGACGCCGACCGCAAGUGCAAACUCAACAUUUUGGAUUACGUCGACAUGGGCGUCGACGAGUCCGACGACGACGACGACGGGUUCGCAUGGCGCGGCAUGCCCUGGGAAGCCCCCGAGGUGCUGAGCGAGCAGAGCCACCGGACCGAUGCCGCCGACAUGUAUGCGUUUGGUGUCAUUUGCUGUGAGAUCGCCAUGGGGUCGCGCCCGACAAAGACGUGGCUGCACGCGCGCGCGUACGAAGAAGACCCGACGCUCGCCGCGUGCCCGAGCUUUUUCCAGUCGGUCGUCUUUGCGUGCUUGGACGUCAACCCGGCCAAGCGACCGCCGGCAAGUGCCGUCGCCGGCGAGUUUAGUGGCAUGAAAGAGUAAUGUUAACGCGUUCGUCUACUGCGGCGCCAUCGUACGCCAUCAGAUGC